This is a messenger RNA of Colletotrichum graminicola M1.001, 2571 nucleotides long. RefSeq names its product coatomer WD associated region. Gene Ontology annotation, cellular component: COPI vesicle coat. Gene Ontology annotation, molecular function: structural molecule activity; protein binding. The transcript has 5 exons. The record is from RefSeq and is a predicted model, not a curated record. Gene Ontology annotation, biological process: retrograde vesicle-mediated transport, Golgi to endoplasmic reticulum; intra-Golgi vesicle-mediated transport; endoplasmic reticulum to Golgi vesicle-mediated transport. NCBI's taxonomy places the organism in Eukaryota, Fungi, Ascomycota, Sordariomycetes, Glomerellales, Glomerellaceae. Bases 1 to 2571 code for a protein of 856 amino acids.
AUGAAGGUCGACGUGAAGCGACAAUUGUUCGCCCGCAGCGAGCGGGUGAAGGGUAUCGACUUCCACCCCCAAGAACCAUGGAUCCUCACCACAUUGUACAGCGGCCACGUCUACAUCUGGUCGUACGAGACGCAGCAGAUCGUGAAGACAUUCGAACUCACCGAUGUCCCCGUCCGAGCCGGUCGAUUCGUCGCAAGAAAGAACUGGAUCGUGUGCGGUUCCGAUGACUUUCAGAUCCGUGUCUACAACUACAAUACAUCGGAGAAGAUCACUUCGUUCGAGGCUCACCCGGACUACAUUCGCGCCAUCGCCAUCCACCCCACACAACCUUUCGUGCUGACCGCCUCUGAUGACAUGUCGAUCAAGCUUUGGGACUGGGAAAAGGGCUGGAAGUGCGUACAGGUCUUCGAGGGCCAUGGACACUACGUUAUGGGCCUCGCCAUCAACCCCAAAGACACCAACACUUUCGCCUCGGCCUCCCUAGACCGCACCGUCAAGAUUUGGAGCCUCGGCUCUGCGACACCCAACUUUACCCUCGAGGCCCACGAGGCCAAGGGUGUCAAUCACGUUGACUAUUACCCGCACUCUGACAAGCCCUACCUUCUGACGACGUCUGAUGACCGCACUGUCAAGGUCUGGGACUACACCACCAAGUCGCUGAUUGCCACUCUUGAGGGUCACACGAAUAACGUCUCAUUCGCGUGCUAUCACCCCGAGCUGCCAGUCAUCAUCUCCGGCUCCGAAGAUGGGACCAUCAGGAUAUGGCACGCCAACACCUACCGAUUCGAGCAGUCUUUGAACUACGGCCUGGAGCGCGCAUGGUGUGUCUCUUACCAAAAGGGCAAGCAGGGCGUCGCUGUCGGUUUCGACGACGGUGCCGUCGUCGUGAAGCUAGGUCGCGAGGAACCCGCUGUGUCCAUGGACGCAUCAGGAAAGCUUGUUUGGGCUCGUCACAACGAGGUGGUUUCCGCCAUUAUCAAGGGAGGAGAUGCUUCUAUCAAGGACAACGAGCCCAUCUCCUUGCCCGUCAAAGAGCUUGGUACCUGCGAAGUAUACCCCUCGACCUUGGUGCACAACCCGAAUGGCCGAUUUGUCGCAGUUUGCGGAGACGGCGAGUACAUCAUCUACACAGCCCUAGCGUGGCGUAACAAGGCUUUUGGAUCUGCACUGGACUUCGUUUGGGCGUCCAAGGAGAACACCAACGACUUUGCCAUUCGAGAGUCGGCGACCAGCGUCAAGGUCUACAAGAACUUUGUCGAGAAGGCGGGCGGUCUUGAUGUCGGUUUCCAGGCCGAAGGCUUGACUGGUGGCGUUCUUCUUGGUGUCAAGGGCCAGGGUGGCAUCUCGUUCUUUGACUGGCAGACUGGAGGCCUUGUCAGGCGGAUCGAGGUUGAGCCUAGAGAGGUGUACUGGUCUGACAGCGGCGAGCUGGUGGCUCUAGCUUGCGAGGAUACUUUCUACGUCCUGCGGUUCUCGCGCGAGGCCUACGUCGAGGGUGUCCAAAGCGGCCAGGCUGACGAAGACGGCGUCGAGUCGGCUUUCGAGGUCAUCACUGAUAUCAACGAAAGUGUCCGAACGGGAGAGUGGGUGGGCGACUGCUUCCUAUACACCAACAGCACCAACCGAUUGAAUUACCUUGUGGGUGACCAGACAUACACUGUGUCUCACUUCGACCAGUCUAUGUACAUCCUGGGCUAUAUUCAGCGCGAUUCGAGGAUCUACCUGGCCGACAAGGAUGUCGGUGUCACCUCUUUCGCGUUGUCCCUGCCCGUCCUCGAGUACCAGACCCUAGUCCUUCGCGACGAGAUGGAAACUGCGCAGGAGCUUCUGCCCACGAUUUCUGCGGACCAGCUCAACAAGAUUGCGCGCUUCUUGGAAGGUCAGGGCCACAAAGAGAUGGCGCUGGAGGUCGCUACUGACCCUGAGCACAAGUUCGAGCUGGCUCUCGCACUGGGCCAACUGGACACCGCUCUUGAUCUGGCUAGAGAAGCAGACGUCGAGCACAAGUGGAAGACUGUCGGUGACGCUGCGCUUGCCGGGUGGCAAGUGGCCGUGGCACAGGAGUGUUUUACAAACGCAAAGGAUCUUGGAUCCCUGCUCCUUCUUUACUCAUCCACGUCGGACCGCAGCGGGCUUUCAAGACUUGCCGAGCAAGCGCAAGAGGCCGGUGCCCACAACGUCGCAUUCAGCUGCAAGUGGCUUCUGGGCGACGUUGCUGGCUGUAUCGAGAUCCUUAUCAAGACUGGUCGCUUGGCCGAGGCCGUUCUCUUCUCGCAAACAUAUAAGCCUAGCUUGACGGCAGACGUCGUCAAGGAAUGGAAGGAUAACCUCGAGAAAAACAAGAAGGGCCGCGUCGCUAAGAUGGUCGGUGUCCCAGUAGAGGACGAGGAGCUGUUCCCCGAGUGGGACGAGUGGCUGCAGCUCGAGAAGCAGGGCGGCACGGCGCCUGAGGCGAUCGAGGUCAAGAAGGUCAACGGCACAGAAUCACCCGAGGUCGCAGAGGAAGAAGCGGACGAGGCCGAGGAGGAAGUCCACGAGGAAGAGGCCGAGGCGGAAGAGGAUGAGGAGUAG